CAUAUAGCAGGCGGGAAUUUGAACAAUCGUUUCAACCAAUCAGCGUCGUCUGGAACAUUCGGUAGCACUUGCUUAGAGGGGAGUUAGCUUCGCGUAGCAACUUUUGCUAUCCAGUAAUUUCCACGUUAUACAUUUUUAAAAUAUUUUUUUCGAAAAAACCAAGGCAUAAUAAUUAGGCUCCUUAAACAAAAGAAUCGUAUUCGUCUGAACGGCACCAAACUGAAGCGAUGACAGGCUCAAACGAGUACAAGCUGAACCAGGGACCAGAGGACAGCAUCUCUGCUGUCAAAUUCAGCCCCAGCACAGCUCAGUUCCUGCUGGUUUCCUCGUGGGACUGCACCGUCCGCCUCUAUGAUGUCGGGGGCAACACCAUGCGGAUGAAGUACCAGCACACAGCUCCAGUUCUUGAUUGUGCUUUUUAUGACCCAGCACAUUCUUGGAGUGGAGGUUUAGAUGCACAAUUAAAAACUCACGAUUUGAACACAGACCAAGAUACAAUAGUUGGAACACAUGAUGCCCCCAUUCGUUGUGUGGAGUACUGUCCAGAGGUUAAUGUCAUGGUAACGGGUAGCUGGGACAGAUCAGUACGGCUGUGGGACCCAAGGACACCCUGCAACGCUGGCACCUUUACUCAGCCUGAAAAGGUGUAUACCCUGUCUGUGGCCGGAGAUAGACUAAUCGUUGGCACAGCUGGAAGACGAGUCCUGGUGUGGGAUUUGAGGAACAUGGGCUACGUACAGCAAAGAAGAGAGUCCAGUCUCAAGUAUCAGACUCGCUGCAUUAGAGCCUUCCCCAACAAACAGGGCUACGUCUUGAGUUCAAUCGAGGGACGUGUAGCUGUGGAGUACCUGGACCCAAGCCAGGAGGUUCAGAAGAAGAAGUACGCCUUCAAGUGCCACAGGCUGAAGGAGGAUGGAAUUGAGCAUGUUUACCCUGUCAAUGCAAUUUCAUUUCACAGUGUUCAUAACACCUUUGCCACAGGUGGCUCAGACGGCUUUGUGAACAUUUGGGACCCAUUCAACAAGAAGCGCCUGUGUCAGUUCCACCGGUACCCGACCAGCAUUGCCUCGCUUGCCUUCAAUAACGAUGGCACCAUGCUCGCCAUCGCUGCCUCCUACAUGUACGAGAAGGGAGACAUCAGCCACCCAGAGGACGCCAUCUUCAUCCGCCAAGUCACAGAUGCCGAGACCAAGCCCAAGUCAACCUAAGUCCACCUCGGAAUGGUUCCCUCUGCGUAUGACGCCUUUAUCACAUUUGGGUUAUCUGCUGGCAUCCAGUGUACCAUUACAAUAUUGUCUCCUGUCAUUUAUUUCCAUUCCAAUACAACAGUUUUUCUUUCUUGUAAGUGAUGUUUGUUAGAAUCUUCUUUCCUUUUCUGGCUCUUGUUAAAUAUUUAAUUGUUUCAUGUAUGUUAUAAAAAAAAAAACAAAUGUUGUCUUGACUAAAACUGAUUCAUAUACACCUUUUUUGAAAUUUUGUUGCAUGGUCAUUUUGGAGUCACCAAACAUAAAUUUUUUGAUCAUUUUUGUCGACUCUUAAGAUGGACUUUUAAUUUCAAUAUGACACUGAAGCUGUCCUUGGAUCAGUCUUUUAGAACUGAUGUGAGCUUUUGAGUAUAAUAAUUAUAAUAAAAAAAUAAAGACCAAUAGCACAAA
Messenger RNA from Xiphias gladius (swordfish), 1655 nucleotides. RefSeq names its product BUB3 mitotic checkpoint protein (gene bub3). Lineage: Eukaryota; Metazoa; Chordata; Actinopteri; Istiophoriformes; Xiphiidae. The coding region runs from base 228 to 1208 and encodes 326 amino acids. The transcript has 8 exons. Gene Ontology annotation, cellular component: kinetochore; bub1-bub3 complex; mitotic checkpoint complex. The record is from RefSeq and is a predicted model, not a curated record. Gene Ontology annotation, biological process: mitotic spindle assembly checkpoint signaling. Gene Ontology annotation, molecular function: ubiquitin binding.